Molecule: messenger RNA, 744 nt
Organism: Penicillium longicatenatum
Lineage: Eukaryota; Fungi; Ascomycota; Eurotiomycetes; Eurotiales; Aspergillaceae
Exons: 2
Coding region: 1-744 (247 amino acids)
Source: RefSeq, a predicted model, not a curated record
AUGUCCGAACAAACUAUUGUCCUCAUAACUGGUGCCAACUCUGGCGUCGGUUACGCAACAGCGAAAGCCAUCUUAUCCGACCCAAAGUACCAUGUAAUACUAGCCUGUCGAGAUCCCUCGAAAGGACAAGAAGCAUGUUCUCAGCUCCAGGCCUCCAAUAUUCAAGGAACACUUUCUGUCAUUCAGCUAGAUGUCGAAGAUGACACUUCAAUCUCCAAGGCCGUGAACACCGUAUCCGAGCAAUUCGGACGAGUCGACGUCUUUAUCAGCAACGCAGGCACAACCUCGCCUGGCUCUACUGGACGCGAUAAACUCGGAAAAAUAUUCUCCACAAAUGUCUUCGGUGCGAUGCUUGCUUCAGAGGCUUUCAUCCCACUUCUACUUCAAUCACGUCAUCCUUGUCUCAUUCAGAUAUCAAGCGCAUUGGGUUCGUUGGCUCUUGCAUCUGAUCCAAAUAGUGAGCAUAGUAUCCCGGUUUGGGAUGAAUACCGGAUGAGCAAAGCUGCGUUAAAUAUGAUGACUGUUCAAAUGCAUAAGCGACUCGAAGGGAAAGUCCGUGUUUUUGCUUUUUGUCCUGGUCUCGUGCGAUCGAUGCUGAGGGGUGUUUCGGAAGAGGCUGUUAGUGCUCAAGGUCAUGCUGGGGAUCCCAUGGAGUCGGGAAAGGCGAUCUUCGAGAUUAUUCUCGGGCGGAGGAAUGAUGACGUUGGUAAGUUUCUUCACAAAGAUGGAUUCUAUCCUUGGUAG